AUGCUGUGUCCCCACAAAAUUACAGAAGACCAAAAACAACAACUCGUCUUCUUAGAAAAACUGUCGCAAUGCAACAACUUCAACCACCUAAAGCAGCUCCAAGCUUUGUCCAUCACUCUCGGCCACUCCCAAACCCAACUCUGCGCCUUCAAACUCCUCCGCUUCGCCGCCAAAACUCUCUUCAAUCUCCCCUACGCCCGCCUCAUCUUCAACUACAUCUCCUCCCCCAAUGUUCAUGUCUUCGACGCCAUGAUCACAGCCUACUUCCGCUCUUCUCUCGAGCUCUUCCGCCAAAUGCUCCGCCAUGGAAAUACCUUUUCUUGUUAUUGUUCUCGUCCCAAUCAGUUUGUUUAUCCCCAAGUCUUGAAAUCCGCUCCCGAAGUUAUGGAGCCUCGUGCGUGGGGAUCCGUGCAUGCCCACGUGGUCAAAACCGGUUUCGACGAAAACACGGUUAUCCAAACGGCGCUUGUUGAUUCCUACGCGAGGUCGUCUCUUGGCGUUGGAAAUGCUCGGAAGGUGUUCGAUGAAAUGCGUGAGAGAACUGUUGUUACUUGGACUGCUAUGGUCUCUAGGUACAUUAGAAUUGGAGAUGUGGACAAUGCUGUGGUUUUGUUUGAGAGUAUGCCGGACCGGGGCAGGGACGUGCCGUCAUGGAAUGCGAUAAUCGCGGGGUGUGCACAGAACGGGAUGUUCUCGCUGGCGAUUUCGCUGUUUAAAAGAUUGAUGGAUUGUUUUUUGCGGGAAAACGGACGUGUUAGGCCGAAUCAUGUCACGGUUGCGUCCGCGCUUUCGGCUUGCGGGCAUAGCGGUAUGCUGCAGCUUGGUAAGUGGAUACAUGGCUACGCUUGUCGAAAUGGGCUGGUGCCGGACUCAUUUAUCUCCAACGCGCUGGUGGAUAUGUACGGGAAAUGUGGCAGCUUGAAAGAAGCGAGGCGGGUUUUUGAUAUGACCUUGCAAAAAGAGUUGACUUCUUGGAAUUCCAUGAUCAACUGUUAUGCACUUCACGGGGAAAGCAAGAACGCAAUCAGCGUUUUCGAGGAGAUGAUAGCAUCAGAAAAUGACGUAAGACCCGACGAGAUAACUUUCAUCGGCUUGUUUAACGCAUGUACUCAUGGAGGGUUGGUUGAGGAAGGCAUUGCUUAUUUCCAUUUGAUGACUAAGGGGUACGAGAUCAAGCCAGAGAUUCAACACUACGGCUGCUUGAUAGACCUAUUCGGUCGAGCAGGCAGGUUCGAAGAAGCCAUGAAUGUCAUCAACAGAAUGGAAAUGGAACCCGACGAAGCCAUUUGGGGGUCUCUGCUAAACGGAUGCAAAAUUCAUCACCGCACGGAUUUAGCAGAGUUUGCAUUACACAAACUAAUGGAAAUUGAUCCACAGAAUGGCGGUUAUGCCAGUAUGUUGGCCAACAUAUAUGGAGAAUUGGGGGAUUGGGAAGAAGUUAGGAAGGUUAGGAAGAUGUUGAAGGAUAGGAAUGCUUACAAAACUCCUGGUUGCAGUUGGAUUGAGGUCAAUGAACAAGCUUUCCAAUUUCAUUCUGAUGAUACAUCUCAUCCUAGAAUAAAAGAGAUGCACCAAAUCCUGAAAAGUCUGGUUGGUUUUAUCUGUAUAAACUCAAGUCAAUAGUGGAUUGAGUAUUAAUUCUCAUACUCCACUAUCAAUAGUGGAUUGGAUUGAUUUAAAAAAAAAAUAUCGGUACUUUUGUGACCAAACAAAGCGAACAUAAGAAAAAGAAAAGCACGACGUCCUGAAAAGUCUUGCUGGUUGUGACUCUAAUAUUAAUUCUUAGACUCCGCUAUAA
Molecule: messenger RNA, 1798 nt
Organism: Morus notabilis
Lineage: Eukaryota; Viridiplantae; Streptophyta; Magnoliopsida; Rosales; Moraceae
Product: pentatricopeptide repeat-containing protein At1g33350
Exons: 1
Coding region: 1-1623 (540 amino acids)
Biological process (GO): RNA modification
Molecular function (GO): RNA binding; protein binding
Source: RefSeq, a predicted model, not a curated record